CCAUUCGUCACGUGACCAAAACAACAUGGCUGCCAGUCAAAGUUCAUUCGAUACUAUUUCGCCCGGGAUGAUUAUAUAAAAUUAUGCACGUUUUCAUUGGAAUUCUGGUCAGAUCUUAGGUCCGAAGCGAUGGCUACUUGGAGCCCCACUCCUCCGCACAAGAAGUACGGAGUCGCCAUAGACAACUAUGUGAGCAAGCUUCCUUGUGGGGUCAAUCUACAGAUUGGAGAGACAGUGCAGAUUUUAGAAGAAUGUGCAGGAUGGUACAGAGGCUUUUCUUUGAGGAACAAGGAAAAAAAGGGUGUUUUUCCAGCAUCCUAUGUCCACCUGAAAGAGGUCAAAGUGGAAAAUAUAGGGCAAUAUGAAACAGUGAGUCCUGUGGAAGACCCCACAGUGCUGGAGGUGACAUCAGUGCUCAGGGAAUGGGGACAGAUGUGGAAGAGACUUUAUGUGGAGCGACAGAUCCAGCUGUUCCACACAGUCAAGAAACUGAUGUUAGAACUGAUCCAGAUGAGGAGGCAGCUCAUGUCAGGGACACUCACACAGGACCAAAUCAGGGAACUCAAGCUGAGAAUUACAUCAAAGAUUGACUGGGGGAACAGAAAGCUAGGCCUGGACCUGGUACCCAGGAUAGAUGGAGAGGUGGUGGAUGUGGACAGGACCAGUGCAGUCCAGCUGUACCAAGUGCAUCUUAGGAGCCAGCAAGAUACACAGAAUUCUUCAAGUCGUGGAACAGUCAGAAAGUCCAAGAAGAAGGUCCUGUCUCACCACCUGUACUUCAUACUGAAGAACUUUGCCUGUAAUGUCGGGGAGGACACAGAUAUCUUCUUCUCCCUGUAUGAUGCUGGGGACAACAAGUUCAUCAGUGAGAGGUUUCAUGUGAAGCUGACCAAAAACGGACUGCCAGUAAAUGUGGAAAAGCUACACAGUUUAUCAGCCUUCUUCAUUGACUUAGGGAACCAAGACCUUGCAAGAGAACUGUACAUGGUAGCACACAUCUUCAGAAUAGGCAAGAUGGUUUACUCUUCAGGAGAAUCCAAGAAAUCUUCCUUGCAGUACAGAAGACCUUAUGGAUGUGCAGUGUUGAGUAUACAGGAGGUACUGGUUGCUCAGUCUGACCAAUCAGAAGGCCAGGAGGAUAAGGAGUUUCUCAUGAAAGUCUACAGCUGUAACAAUGAGAACGAGAUGUGGCAGCUCCAUGAGAACAUCAUCAGGAAACAGCUGGGCAAGGUCAACCUGCAGGGGUCAAGUUAUGGAAUGGUUGUGUCCAUGAGUCUACUACAUGGAGAGCUGGCACAAGUACGGCAGGAGAACGCCUUCCUCUUCAACAAGGGAGUCACCUUGGUCAGGAAACUGGGCUUCUCUGAUGUCAUCAUGCCAGGUGAUAUAAGGAAUGACCUGUACGUGACUCUGGAGAGAGCAGAGUUUGAGAAGGGAGGGAAGACAACAGGAAAGAACGUGGAGGUGACCAUGGUGGUGUUAGGAGAAGAUGGGGAAGUCUUACAGGAGUGUAUAAGUCUAGGAGAAGGAGAGAUGUACACUGCAGAGUACCAGUCUUAUGUACUGUACCACAACAACAACCCCAGGUGGGGGGAAACCAUCAAGCUUGCCAUUCCCAUAGACAAGUUUUAUGGGUCCCACCUAAGGUUUGAGUUCAGACAUUGCUCUACAAAAGACAAGGAUGUAAAAAAGCUGUUUGGCUUUGCCUUCACCCCCCUGAUGAUAGGAGAUGGUACGACCCUUCAGGACAGGCAACACGAACUCUUUGUCUACAAGUGUGAAGAGAAUGUGAAGUUCCACUCCCCGGCCAUGUACCUGACUAACCUGCCCAGCUCAGGAGAGGACACUAUCGGUACCAUCGGACUGUCUGAGGGAGGGGCCACCUUCCCCAGGAGUCCCAAGGAGACAUUCGUCAUCUCUACUGUCGUAUGCUCUACAAAACUUACACAGAAUGUUGACCUGUUGGGUCUGUUGAAGUGGAAGGCCCACCCUGACAGAGUGCAGGACACUCUACAGAGACUUACCAGGGUGGACGGAGAGGACAUUGUGAAGUUUCUACAUGACAUCCUGGACACCCUGUUUGCCAUCAUGGAUGAAAACACAGAGGCUUUUGGGAAGCAGGUCUUCCAAGUCCUGGUGUUCAUCAUUGACAUGCUCCACAGCGAGAAGUUCCAGCACUUCAGGGAGGUGUUGGACACCUACAUCCAGAAACACUUCUCUGGGGCACUGGUCUACAAAGAACUGAUAGCUUGCUUCAAACGUACUCUGGACACUUGCGUGACGUCUGGUAUGGACAAGCAGGAACAGGCUCAGAACAUGUUGAAGGCAAUAGAGUAUAUUUUCAAAUUCAUCAUCCAGUCCAGAGUGUUGUAUGGAAGAGCCACCUGCGGGCAGGAGGCGGAGUCUUUCAAGGACGACUUCAUGACCAUGUUCACAUCCAUCAACAGGGUGUUAGCACAGCCUGUAGAGGCACUGCUACAAGUUCAGGUGACCUUGUUGAAGUACUUUCAUUCCAUAUACGAUGAGCUGCUGAGAUUAUUUAACCUCCGUGAGGUCGCCAAGUUCGUUGCUAACGCCGUGGACAGCAUUCCCCUGGAACACAACCUGACUCUGCUGAACCAGACCAAGCUGAAGUGUGUGGAACACACCAUCAAGGCCAACAUCUUCAGACAAACAGCUUCCCGUGCCAUCCUCCUGCCAACAUGUCUACGACACCUGUCCCAUCACAUGAGGCAGAAACAGGAGCUGAAACUGGGCGUGGCUGCUGUCGGGGACAUCAUCAUACUCAUCCAGGAGCUGUCUCAUGACCAGUCAAUGUCCGGUGUGGUACAGGAGAAUGUCCAGUUACUGGUGGACAGUCUAUUGGAGCUGAUGUUCCAGGGUGUGAUGACCAUUGACAGGACAGGAGAAGUGGCCGGCCACUAUGUGUCAUGCCUGAUCGGCUUGUUGGGACUGAUGAAUGAGGAGCACUACAGAUGUCUGCUGGAAGGGCUCACAGACAGGAAGAAGCUCAGGGACUUCCUGCUGAGAAUAUUCAUCGUGUUCCGUGAGCUGGUCAAGCAGGACCACUUUCCUCGGGACUGGGUCACCAUGAGGAUGUUAACCAACAAUGUUGUGCUGACUGCCCUGCAGUACUUCUCCCAGGCUCUGACAGAAACAUUCCUCUUCAUGUUUGACCAGCAGCUGUGGAGCAGCUAUUUUGGCCUUGCUGUAGCCUUCCUCACCCAGGCUAGUCUGCAACUGGAGAGUUUCACUGAAGCAAAGAGAAACAAGAUCCUAGAAAAAUACAGUGACAUGAGGGUCCCUAUGGGGUUUGAGAUCCUCUCCAUGUGGCAGAGUCUAGGAGAACACAAGUUGAACUUCCUGCCUGGCAUGGUGGGGUCGUUCCUGGAGAUCUCCCUGGUGCCUGAGACAGAGCUGAGGAAGGCUCUCAUCCCGGUGUUCCACGACAUGAUGGAGUGUGAGCAGGCAACCAGGGGCAGCUUCAAGGAGGUGGAGUGUGAGAUGAUUGACAAGUUGGACAUCCUGAUCAGUCAGGACAAGGGAGAUGAUGAGUACAGAGAACUCUUCCACUCCAUUUUGCUGGACCGUGUGCAAGUAGAGAGUGCAGAGUGGCAGGAAACAGCAGGAUCUUUUGUCAACUCCAUGACUAGACUAUUGGAGAGGUUGUUAGAUUACAGACAUGUGAUGAAGGGCAGUGAAAACAGGGACAAGAGGAUGGGAUGUACUGUCAGCCUGCUGCACUUCUACCACAACGACAUCCAGCGUGAGGAGAUGUACAUCCGCUACAUCUACAAGCUCCACGACAUGCACAGGGAGGCGGAGAACUACACGGAGGCGGGUUUCACCCUGCUGCUGCACGCAGGCAUGCUGGGCUGGACGGGUCUCAUGCUGCCGGAGGACGAGUGGUACCCACGCCAACAGGAGAGGGAGAGGAAGGAGAAAAUCUAUGUCACUGUUAUAGAGUACUUCGACAAGGGGAAGAGCUGGGAGAAUGGCAUCCCCCUGUGUAAAGAGUUAGCAGAGCAGUAUGAGAAAAAAUCUUUUGAGUAUGCCAAACUCAGCCACAUACUGCAAACCCAGGCCCACUUCUUUGAGAACAUCCUGACUGAACUCAGACCAGAACGACCCUUCUACAGAGUGGGGUACUAUGGGAAGAAGUUCCCUUUCUUUCUCAGGAAUAAGACGUUUGUGUACCAAGGCCAGCCGUAUGAGAAGAUACAGGACUUCAGUCAGCGGCUGCAGACAGAGUUUCCCAACGCUUCCUUCAUGACUCACAACCUGCCACUGGACGAUGAAGUCAUCAACUCAGAUGUGGAAUAUAUCCAGAUUUGUAAGGCAACUCCUGUACCUAAGGACUCAGAGAUCCUCCAUGAUCAGACAGUGCCAGAAAAGAUCGCUUCCUACUACAGAGCCAACAACAUAGACACUUUUGUGUUUGACAGACCUGUCCACAAGGGCGCAAAGGAUGAAAAUCUCUUCAAGAACAUGUGGUUGGAGAGAACCAUCAUGGUCACCACCAGCACACUACCUGGCAUCCUCAAGUGGUUUGAAGUCAAGUCUGUUCAAGUGGUUGAGAUCAGCCCGAUUGAGACUGCCAUCCAGACCAUGGACAACAUGAACAAAGAGCUGCGUACCCUGAUCCACCAGCACACUACUGACCAGACCAGGGGGGUACAGAUCCUCAGUAUGAGGUUAAACGGGGUCAUCGAUGCUGCUGUCAACGGUGGUAUCUCCAAGUACCAGGAGGCCUUCUUCGAGGAUGACUACAUCACAGCCCACCCUGAGGAUCAACAGCUGGUGCAGAGACUGAAGGGUCUGGUUCUGGAGCAGGUGAGUGUACUGGAGAGUGGGCUGGCCAUCCAUGGUAAGCUGGCUCCAGCUGAGGUGGUUCCUCUGCACAGGAAGAUGGUUGAGAUGUUCACAGCCAUGAAGGCCAGUCUGGCCGGACAGAACUCCCCCAGCCUCUGGCACACCCAGAAGAGACUGUCUGUGGCCUCCGCACCCGGCGCUCUGGGUCAGAGGUCAUCUUCCAUCCCCUCCAUCCCACCCAGUCCUGAGAAGAAACCUGCCUCUCCCCUGUCUAAAAGUCUGCAGUCUCCACUGUUCCCUGUGAAAACCACCACAUCAAAGACAUACGCUAUCAGUACACAGCCUCCAGCGUCUGUCCCUACCACCCCUGCGACUGCUGCGGCCCCCUCCCCCUCCCCCCUACUCCCGGAGAAGAGGAGGAACAGCACCCCCAACACUAACAACACGGCCACAGAUGCACCAGUGAACCAGCCUGUCCCUACCCAUGUGAGUAGAGACAGUGUACUCAGACAUGGCAGUGAUCCCAGUCUCAGGACUCAGUCUCCAGACAGAGCAGACAGCAUCCUUACGCGAAGUAUGGACGUGAUUCCGUAUGGCACCACAAACAGGCACCCGGGCCCUGGCACACAGAACAGCCCCCGCAGUAGCUGGGCAGGGCCUAGUGUGGGCCCGCCCAUUCCCCCUCGUACUGGCCUCAAAGGUGGAGGUUUCACGCUGAACUCAACAGCCACACCGUCAGUGUCUACCGUCACCACAAGUACGUCCCAGACAGGAGGAGAGGACUCCCAGCCUCCGGCUCUACCUGCCAGGGUCAAGAGGGCCUCUGCAGUGUCUCUCCAGUCCCUGGACAGUGGCCUGGCUCCCAGUCCCCCUCUCACCCCAAACCGUGCUGUUACAGCAUCCCUCCAGUCUUCCGACACUUCCUCCAUCUCCUCUACAUCCUCCACAGACACCAACGGUUCUGUAGAUUCUGCCACCAUCCCCCCUAUCCCUCCCAAACCCCCCAAAGUUCGCCCCCUCCCACCCGUACCUACUGCCGUGGAACCUCAAGUCAGCAAGUCGUUUGGAAGGUACGCGCCGGCUUUCUUUGACUCCACGCCGCUAGUUCCCGCGAAGAGCGGGCAGACACCGCGGAUUCCGGAGAGUCCGGAGGGGAGUCAGUCCGUGUACAUGUCGCCGACUUCCGUGUACAUGUCACCAUCUUCUGUGUACAUGUCUCCUUCCCCUGUCACCCUGGCCUCACCCCCUCCACUGGUAGAGAAGAAGAAGAACCAACAACAGGCCACGGCACAGCAGACGUACAAGUCUGUUCCCAGGCCUGUUCCUACACCCAGGAAGAGUGUCUCAGACAAUAGAUAAUGUAGAUAAUCUGUUCCUUAGAUGAAAUGGUUGUUUUGUUUCAUGUUUUCUUGAGCCACAAUUUCAUGUUGUUUCUUGAGCCACAAUUUCAUGUUGUUUUGUUCAGCUACAAUUUCAUGUUGUUUUGUUCAGCUACAAUUUCAUGUUGUUUUCUAGAG
This is a messenger RNA of Branchiostoma belcheri (Belcher's lancelet), 6329 nucleotides long. RefSeq names its product dedicator of cytokinesis protein 3-like. Lineage: Eukaryota; Metazoa; Chordata; Leptocardii; Amphioxiformes; Branchiostomatidae. The record is from RefSeq and is a predicted model, not a curated record. Gene Ontology annotation, molecular function: small GTPase binding; guanyl-nucleotide exchange factor activity. Gene Ontology annotation, biological process: small GTPase-mediated signal transduction. The coding region runs from base 130 to 6171 and encodes 2013 amino acids. The transcript is spliced from 54 exons. Gene Ontology annotation, cellular component: cytoplasm; plasma membrane.